GUAGAUACUCCUCCUCCGUACUGGAAAUACUCCGUGUCGGCUAUAGGACGGGUAUAUAAACCCCUCCUCAGUGAAUACUACGACCAGGUAGAGACUCUAAUUCAGAUUUCAUAGUAAUCAUGGCCCCUCCAGAUGUGUUGAUGGUCGGCACCGGCGAGUACACCACCGGCUUCGUCGGCGGAGCUGCCUCAGGCUCCGACAAGAAGGUCGGCGUCGUGGGCCUGACCAUGUUCGACCUGCGGCGACGGGGGAAGGUGGGCAAGUUGAGCAUGGUGGGAGUAUCUGGGAAGAAAUACCCCGGGAUUCGUAAGAACAGACUUACUAAUAAAGCUAGGAGAAGUAAGAAGGCAAUGCUGAUGAAGAGACUAGGAAACCACCUGCACAAGAACAUCUCGGAAGCGUACAACGGACUGGACGUCUCGUUCACCUCCUUCCCGGCAGACGACCAAACCGAUCCAGACGCCUACAAGGCCGCGAUUGACGCCCUGUCGCCCGGCUCGGCCAUCACCAUCUUCACGCCCGACACGACGCACUUCCCCAUUGCGCUGUACGCGAUCGAGCGCGGCAUACACGUGCUCAUCACCAAGCCCGCGACCAAACUGCUCGCCCACCAUCUCGAGCUGCUGGAGGCGUCCCGCAAGCACAACGUCUUCGUGUUUGUCGAGCACCACAAACGCUUCGACCCGGCGUACGCCGACGCGCGCAACCGCGCAAAGUCCCUAGGCGACUUCAACUACUUCUACAGCUACAUGAGCCAGCCCAAGAGCCAGCUGCAGACCUUCAGCGCCUGGGCAGGCAAGGACUCCGACAUCUCCUACUACCUCAACUCGCACCAUAUCGACAUCAACGAAAGCAUGGUCCCCGAUUAUACGCCUAUCAGAGUCACCGCGUCGGCGUCAGCCGGCACCGCCGCCGCCUUGGGUUGCGUCCCGGAGACGGAAGAUACCAUCACCCUCCUCGUUGACUGGAGACGAAAGGAUGAUCCCUCCAAGCUUGCCUCGGGCGUUUAUACUGCUUCCUGGACUGCGCCGCAGGGGGCAGGCGUCCACUCGAACCAAUACUUCCAUUAUAUGGGAGCCAAAGGAGAAAUCCGCAUCAACCAAGCCAAACGCGGCUACGACGUCACAGAAGAUGAAGCCGGGCUGACCUGGUACAACCCCUUCUAUAUGCGCUACGCUCCCGACGAAGAAGGCAAUUUCGCCGGCCAGACAGGAUACGGAUACAUCAGUUUCGAGAAGUUUGUCGACGCAGUCACGGCCUUGAACGAGGGGCGCGUCACCCUCGCAGAGUUGGAUGCCAGGCCUCUGCCCACCUUGCAAAAUACGAUUGCCACCACGGCCAUUCUGAACGCGGGGCGUAUCUCUCUGGAUGAGAGGCGUCCGGUGGAGAUUGUUUCCGAGGCUGGCAAGUGGGAGUUGAAGUGAUAUCUAAAGAAUCAACUGUUACUAUUAAACGAAGAAUCAACUCUUAUUAAAUAGAUUCACUGUAUAAAACUGUAAUUAUCGACGCAGCUUGCGCACUUUCCGAC
Messenger RNA from Penicilliopsis zonata CBS 506.65, 1528 nucleotides. RefSeq lists its product as hypothetical. The record is from RefSeq and is a predicted model, not a curated record. Gene Ontology annotation, cellular component: cytoplasm. NCBI's taxonomy places the organism in Eukaryota, Fungi, Ascomycota, Eurotiomycetes, Eurotiales, Aspergillaceae. Gene Ontology annotation, biological process: NADPH regeneration. The coding region runs from base 120 to 1424 and encodes 434 amino acids. The transcript is spliced from 4 exons. Gene Ontology annotation, molecular function: nucleotide binding; oxidoreductase activity.